Molecule: messenger RNA, 1154 nt
Organism: Halteromyces radiatus
Lineage: Eukaryota; Fungi; Mucoromycota; Mucoromycetes; Mucorales; Cunninghamellaceae
Product: thiazole biosynthetic enzyme, chloroplastic
Exons: 4
Coding region: 52-1005 (317 amino acids)
Biological process (GO): thiamine biosynthetic process
Source: RefSeq, a predicted model, not a curated record
UUUUUUUUUUUUUUUAACUGAUUAACAAAAACAAUCAAUCAAUCAAGAAUCAUGUCAAACUCUACUACUGCUACUACUACUAUUACUGGUGAAGAUACUUCUGCUUUCCGUCUUGUGGGUGGUGAUGAUCAAUACACACCUGCUUUACGCGUUGAAGAUUUUGAAGGAUUCAACUUCAAACCGAUCCGUGAAUCCGAAGUGAAUCGUGAAAUGGUAUCCCGUUAUAUGACCGAUAUGUUGGAUUAUGCUGAAACGGAUGUGAUCAUCGUCGGUUGUGGCAGUGCUGGACUCUCCUGUGCUUGGGAAUUGACUAAGGAUCCUAAUAUCAAGGUGGCCAUCAUCGAACAAAGUGUUUCACCUGGUGGUGGAUGUUGGCUUGGUGGUCAAUUAUUUUCUGCCAUGGUUGUACGCAAGCCUGCUCAUGAAUUUCUCAAGGAUGUUGGUGUUCCUUUUGAUGAAAAAGAAAACUACGUGGUGGUAAAACAUGCUGCUCUCUUCACUUCUACCAUCAUGUCCAAGUUACUUGCUCGUCCCAAUGUCAAGUUGUUUAAUGCUACUGCUGUCGAAGAUCUCAUCGUCAAGGAUAAAAAGGUUGCUGGUGUGGUCACUAACUGGGCUCUUGUCACUCUUAAUCAUGAUACUCAAUCUUGUAUGGAUCCCAAUGUCAUGGAAUGUAAGGUCGUUGUCUCAGGAACUGGUCAUGAUGGUCCUAUGGGUGCUUCAGGUGUCAAACGUCUUCAAUCUAUUGGUUUAGUUGAACCUUUGAAAGGAAUGCAUUGUCUUGAUAUGAACAGAGCUGAAAAUGAUAUUGUCAAGUAUACUCGUGAAGUGGUGCCCGGUAUGGUUGUCUGUGGAAUGGAAGUGUCUGAAUUGGAUGGUGCCCCUCGCAUGGGACCCACAUUUGGUGCUAUGUUGAUUUCUGGACAAAAAGCUGCUUAUGCCGCACGGGCCUCUCUUGAACGUCAAGCUAAAGCUAGUGCUGGGGCUCAAAAGGUCUCUGCCUAAGUUUUUUUUAUGGAUCAAUAUAACUUAUUUUUUGGAAUCAAGGAAAGAAAUGGAAAUAUUACUAUGGGCUGCUUCUGUUGGACGUCUUGCGAUUAUCAUCAACAACAAUGAAGAAAAAAAAUGGACUUUUCUUUUUUUUUUUUUUUUUU